UCCGGUGUUAAAAUAGUUCUUGAAAUAACAGAAAGUGAUAGUGAUUGAUUGAAUCAGCACAAACUGUAAAUCAUUGAUUGCCAUAUAAGAUCGUCACAACAAAAGAAAAUAUGGAACGUUUCGAUCUGCCAUGAUUCUCAUCGUUUGAACUCCGUGGAAAUAUUCUAGAUUCACCCCAUUCAACACUCCUAAUAAUGGUUUCCAAGCAACCGUUCAACUGGGGUUGAGGCAAAUAACAAUGCCCACCUACGUUGUAAUACCUUCAAACUGUUUUGCUAGUACGGUUGUAAUUUUUAUACAGGAGUGAAACUAGUUCCUCAAAUGUAAUAAUUGUACUAAUUGAACUCGGCACUACCACGUCACGUGUUUUUCGCCAAAGUGUGAAAAAUAUCGACAUUUAUAUUAUUCACCAAAAUGCGGAUUCACCAGCGGUGCGUAUGGUAAAUCAGAAAAUAACCUAAAACGGUAUCUUAGUGUUACGCGAUUCAAUAAGUUGGGUGAUAACCUUGCUCUGGUUAGAAAUUCUUCAAAAAUCGUGUCGAUGAUGGACAUUAAAAUAAAAAUGUGCUAGCGAUUAGGAAAUAUGGAAUUUUGGGAUAUGGAUGAUAGGAGAGAAUCACGACACAGAACAUUGCAAGGUCGAGGAAAUGAUUUCGUUGGAGGCAUCGACAAUGAAGCUUUGGAUUUUUCUCAGUUGGAAGAUUUCAUCAACAGCGAGGGAUCUCAGGGAAAUAAUUCGUAUUUUGGUGAAUCGCUGAAUUCGCCUUCUGGAAAACUCCUGAAUGUCAUUGUGGAAAACAAACGUAAUAACAACGGUCACUCAUUACCCGAAAGUCCACCUGAUAGCAGUUCGGAGCACCCGUAUAGCCCUCAGGAUGGCUGUGAUGCCCCCAUCACAGCCCAAGAGUCAAUAUAUACGAAUCUCAGUCAAAGUAUAUAUAAACCGACAAUACUCAGUCCAAUUUUAACGGACAACCUUAUCUUGGGGUCACACAUCGUUGUUACGGAUCAAAACAGUGAACAACUUUUAGAUAAUAGUAAUAUAAUGCAAGACAGUGGACUACUUGUAAGUGGAGACAUUAGGGGUAAUGCUACAAUUUUAAAUAACAGGACCAUACAAGAGAAUCUCCAGAGCGACUCGAGCAUUCUGCAGAGCAGGAUAAUCAUCUCUGAAAGCAAUGACAACAGCCGUCCAAUAUUAUUACCAUCAUCAGACACAUCAUCAAAUUUUGAGCGAAGUAUUUUCAAGAAUGAUGAGUAUGAAAAAAAUAUGGUGCAUUUGGGGUACAAUCAUAAUAUAGAAAACUUAUCCAGGACUAAUGUAGAGAAUAGCAUGUGUGAACAAAAUUUGGAUAGCCUACAAGGUGUUUACACGAAUUUGCAAUCAGCACCCAAGAAGAGAAAGCUGUCUCAAGACUCACCUAUAGUCAAAAGUGAACCGGAACACUGUACAGCUGGCCAACUCAGUCCCUCCGAUCAACUCAACUCAUCGGUAGAUGAAGAUUAUGCCUCUUCAGAAGCCUGUCUAUCAGAAUCUCAAUACCAAUGCAUAAGAUUUAGUAUAUUCCAGCAGAAUAACUGGCAUAUACUCUGUGAUCAGAAUUUGACAGAAUUGCCACUGCCUCAUUACCGGGUAGAUGCUGAUAAGGGUUUUAAUUUUUCAAAUGCCGAUGAUGCCUUCGUUUGUCAGAAAAAGAAUCAUUUCCAGAUAACUUGCCAUGUACAGCCUAUAGGCGAUGCUCAAUUUGUAAAAACUCCAGAUGGAUUUCAAAAGAUAUCUAGUUUUCACCUCCAUUUUUAUGGAGUCAAACAUGAUUGUCCUACCCAAACAAUAAGAGUAGAACAGAGUCAGAGUGAUAGAAGCAAAAAACCAUUCCAUCCUGUCUUAGUUGAAUUAGUGAAUUCUCAAAUGACGAAAGUUACGGUGGGUCGACUGCACUUCAGUGAAACAACUUCCAAUAACAUGCGUAAAAAAGGAAAGCCAAACCCCGAACAAAGAUAUUUUCAGCUUGUGGUUGGACUUCACGCACAUACAAGUAGUGGUAAUUUUCCAGUAGUAAGUCACGCCAGUCAAAAAAUUAUAGUUAGAGCAUCAAAUCCUGGUCAAUUCGAAAGUGAUGUAGAACUUUGUUGGCAAAAAGGGCAAACACAGGAUUCUGUAGUGCAUAGUGGUCGAGUAGGCAUUAAUACAGAUAGACCUGAUGAAUCCUUGGUAGUUCAUGGUAACAUUAAAAUAACAGGGCACAUCAUCCAACCAAGUGAUAUAAGAGCUAAGAAAAAUAUUGUGGAAUGUAAUUCUGCAGAGCAGUUGAAAAAUGUACAAAGACUACGAGUUGUGAGAUAUGAAUAUGAACCUAGUCUAGCCCAACAAUUGAGCAGAGACAGUGAGUUCUCAGAUACAGGGGUCAUUGCUCAGGAAGUGGCAACCGUUUUACCGGAGGCCGUGAGACCUGCUGGGGAUCUCAUAUUGCCAAAUGGGACUUCCAUUGAAAACUUUUUGGUUGUCAAUAAGGAGCGAAUAUUUAUGGAAAACAUUGGAGCUGUGAAAGAGCUUUGUAAAGUUACAGAUAACUUAGAAACGAGAAUUGAUCAAUUGGAGAGGAUUAAUAGAAGAUUAAGUAAAUUGAAACGAGGGGAUAGUUUAAAGUCUACAAGUACUGUUAAUAGUUCGAAAUUGUCUUAUAUCCACAAAUGCUCCAAGCAUCACCAUUCCUGCAAUAAAGAAGAAGAGCUGUGCUCAAAUAAAUUUAUACAAAUUGUUAUAGUUGUAUUGGUUUUAAUAAUGGCGUUUUGUUUAGCAGCAAUAACUACUCUCUAUUUAAUGGAAGUGACUCGCCGAUCACAGUUUAUGCAACCUUCCCUUGAAAGAUCUCACAAUAAUAAUUAUAUUACAAAAAGACCUUCCAAAACUACAAAGGCACAUACAUGGGCACCAACAACUUCUGCGUAUACAACACAUGCAUAUAAAGAAUCAGAAAUAACAAAAAUAACGUUAGAUCCCAGCCUUAUAAAUAGAAGACCGUCAUUCAUUAUAGGCAGACCUUUAGGUUGCCUUACUGUGGAGCAAGAUCUGGAAAGUUCGGAUUUAUGCCAGAUCUUCUGUUGUACAAAUCCCCCACAAAAGCCAACUCCGGAGCCUGUUGCUUCACACAUUUCUGAGAAAAGACCCAACUUGAACAAAACCAAGACAGGACCACUAAUAAGCAUUGAAAAAAAUAAAAUAUCGAAACCAUUUCAUUCCAAUGAUAUUGACAAGCAAAUAAGAUUGAAAAGAGAUACUUACAGUGACGAUCCUAAUUUCUUUGAUGUGACAGAUGAUCAAAUGUUUGUUGUUACAAUCCAAGGAAAGCAUUUCAAUACAACGUUAACGGACAAAUAUAAGGAUCCGGUUUCAAACUCUAUGUUCAAUCAUUCUUAUUCUAUCCCUAUUUCAAAGUACAUGCCCGAUGAAUUUAUUGCUUUAAUUUUCAGGUCAUCUCAAGAUAAAGUAAGGGACAUAGAACAGUGUCACAAUGACGACAAACAACAUGAAUGCCCUUUUGUCAGUUCACACGCAUAUUAUGAUGAUAAAAUGAAAAUAAGGCACAAAGUCAAUGAAAACAGUCCUAAAAUUAUUGAAAACUUUCCCAGUCAAAUCUUUGGCAUUCAAAAUAUCGUUUUUGAAGUUGAUAUGAUUGAUUUUCAAUCCAAAGUUAUGACUUAUAGAGCAUCACUUGGACAGAAUCAGAAUAUUUGCAAAUUAUCAUCAACCAAAUUAGGGAUAGAAUUCCUGGAAUAUAAUUUUCAUUUUUAUAGACACUGUGAUGAGUAAGAUUUUUACAUACUAUUUUUUUCCUAUUAAGUUUAAGAUAAGAUAUUUCUUCACAUGAACAAAAGUUUGAAAAGCAUGACAGAUUUUAUUGUAUAGUAUGAUUUGUAAAUUGGUGAUCUGAGAAUUUUUUGUGGACAUUGUUAUUUUUUCGUUUUGUUUUAUGUUAUAUAUUCAGAUAUAUAUUGUAGCAGAAAUAAAGUAUAAUAUUUAUUUCAA
Leptinotarsa decemlineata (Colorado potato beetle) is the source of this 4027-nucleotide messenger RNA. Its product is annotated as myelin regulatory factor homolog 1. Gene Ontology annotation, biological process: protein autoprocessing; positive regulation of DNA-templated transcription. NCBI's taxonomy places the organism in Eukaryota, Metazoa, Arthropoda, Insecta, Coleoptera, Chrysomelidae. Gene Ontology annotation, molecular function: sequence-specific DNA binding; DNA-binding transcription factor activity. Gene Ontology annotation, cellular component: endoplasmic reticulum membrane; nucleus. The record is from RefSeq and is a predicted model, not a curated record.